AUGAGCUUGAAAAAAGAGUGGCAAGCGUGGACAAAGUUGAUGGAUUCAAGCAAAGGAGUGUCAGGGAUAGACUUUGACAGUGACACCGGUAUGUUUCAGGCACCUGAGGAGUGGUGGGACAAGAUGGAAUCGAUAAACAAGGUGUGCGCCAAGUUCAGGAAAAAAACCUUGGAACAUCGUGAGUUGAUGGAGACGGUCUUCAUGGGGGCAUCAGCUACUGGGAAGCACCAUUGGAGCCUGGGAGAGAAACUUCCUGAAGCUGCUGAUGACUCAUUUGAUUCAGUGCAUAGUUUGGAAGCCCAGCCAUUUGCUGAUCCGAUACCCAUAGGAGUACAGGACGUGGAUUCAGAUUCUUCACUGGAGCAUGUUCUGAUUGAAAAGGGGAAAAGGAGAAAGACGCCAUCAACAAGUGUUUCAAAGUCGAAGAAGGCAACAAGUGGAGCGUCAGUUAUUGCAAAAAGCAUGAACAAUCUGACAGAUGUGGUGUGUACGAAGAAUCAAUAG
Camellia sinensis is the source of this 504-nucleotide messenger RNA. Lineage: Eukaryota; Viridiplantae; Streptophyta; Magnoliopsida; Ericales; Theaceae. The record is from RefSeq and is a predicted model, not a curated record.